AUGACUUUACUGGGCUUUAUCGCUGGCCCCGUUACCAAGCCGUUGACCUUUUCGUCCUUCCAGCGUUUAUGUAACCAAACAACUUCCAGAAGAUUUACCAUCGGUUAUUGUACAGUGAUCAAUCCAAAACCCAAUCAUGACUUAUUUUCCUACACGUCAGGGCGAUUCUUAUACAACGAAGACCUACGACUACGAGAAAGAUAUAUCGAGUUUGACGUAGAUGCUCUAAAAGAAUCAGUAACUAAGCAUACCGAUGGCGGUAAAGUAACUAAUCUCGUGAAGCUAGGCGAGGGUGGUUUCAAUCGAGUCUUUUCGGCUACACUUGAGAGCGGUCUACAGGCGGUUGUCAAAAUUCCAUAUCCUCUCUCAGUACCAAAGAGAUAUGCUACUGCCAGCGAAGUUGCAACACUUACCUUUCUUCGAUCAAAGGGGAUCCCUGUUCCUAAGGUAUAUGGAUGGUCGGCAACUAACGACAAUGCUAUUGGGUCCGAAUACAUCAUCAUGGAGCGGGCAUCAGGCAUCGGCCUUGAUACUAAAUGGUUCGAUAUGACCAAGAAACAACAACAAACAGUAACAUUAGGGAUUAUUGAUAUAGAAAAGACCCUAUUCAAUAUUUCAUUUGGCUCUAUUGGAAGUUUAUAUUUUAAAACGGACAUCCCACCCGAAUUACAAGCUGAUCUUUAUGUUCCCAGUACUUUGGACCCCAAUAGAGAUUGUGAUACCUUUUGCAUUGGGCCAAUUGCGGACUACAUGUUCUGGUAUGGUAAGCGUGCGGAGUUAGAGGUAGACCAUGGCCCAUGGAAUGAUCCACGCCAAUAUCUCCGAGCAAUUGGGAAGCGUGAACUGGAAUGGACACAAAAGUUUGGAAAGCCCCUCGAAAAAGACUUUCCCUAUAAUACACUUCUUCCUGGUAUCAUCCACCAGGAGCGUUAUGCUGGCCUUCUCCAGAAGUAUUUAACAAUUGCACCUUUCCUUCUUCCUGAACACCCUCGGGAUCCAGGCAAUCAACCAACGAUUCGUCAUCCAGACCUUACACCUAGUAACGUUUUUGUGUCCCUGGAGACUUUCGAAAUAACUUGCAUCAUUGAUUGGCAGCAUACAACUAUUAUCCCGCUCUUACUUACUGCUGGACAUCCUAAGAUGUUUGAGAAUCCUGAUGCAGAACCUCCAGAAACGCUUGGGGCGCCUAAACCCCCGGAGGGAUAUGAAUACCUGGACCCCAAAACAAGGUGUGAAGUUGACGAGCUCCUCCGACGGCGUUAUCUUUACUAUCUUUAUCGUGUUUUUAACGGGGCUUAUAAUAAAAGGCACCUCUCUGCCUUUUAUGACCCUGUUUUACUACCCCGACAACACCUGGUUGACUAUGCAGGCCGCCAGUGGAGUGGGAAUCUAAUCACUCUGCAGGGUGCACUAAUGCGGAUGUGUGAAUACUGGAAACUUCUACCACCUAAUGGCGAAACUUGUCCUAUAUCUUUCACCGAUGCGGAAUUAAAGAAACAUUCUGAGGACGAGCCAAUGUGGUUUGACUUAACCGCUCUUAUCAACCAUUGGCGUGGUGAACUUGGUGGGCUUAAUGAAGAGGGGUGGAUAAAAUCGGAAAUGUACGAGCAUGCGAAAAAAAAGAACAAGGCACUAAAGGAAAGCUUCAUCAGCGACGCCGACCCCGAUGAAGUUGAAAAUGUUGUCCAAGGCUGGCCAUUUCAGGACAAGGAGGAGUUUUUUUAG
Messenger RNA from Microsporum canis CBS 113480, 1725 nucleotides. RefSeq lists its product as hypothetical. The record is from RefSeq and is a predicted model, not a curated record. Bases 1 to 1725 code for a protein of 574 amino acids. Gene Ontology annotation, cellular component: mitochondrion. The transcript is spliced from 4 exons. NCBI's taxonomy places the organism in Eukaryota, Fungi, Ascomycota, Eurotiomycetes, Onygenales, Arthrodermataceae.